Messenger RNA from Hydractinia symbiolongicarpus, 3700 nucleotides. RefSeq lists its product as uncharacterized. The record is from RefSeq and is a predicted model, not a curated record. Gene Ontology annotation, molecular function: ubiquitin-protein transferase activity. Gene Ontology annotation, biological process: proteasome-mediated ubiquitin-dependent protein catabolic process; positive regulation of protein catabolic process; protein polyubiquitination. The transcript has 7 exons. Bases 810 to 3485 code for a protein of 891 amino acids. Lineage: Eukaryota; Metazoa; Cnidaria; Hydrozoa; Anthoathecata; Hydractiniidae.
GGGCCAUUCAGUGUCAACACGUAAAGACAGAAGAGCAAUAGUGGCUAAAGAAGAGGGAAAAUUUAGAAACUAUAAUGUUGACAAAUAAAAUGAUACACAUGUACAUUGGGAAAAAAAACUAGAGCACCAACAAAUACAGAAUAAUAAAAAUAAAAGGCUAGCGUGGCGCUUACACAACAGCGAUGUAUUAUCCUCUAUUUGUUGCUAGAAGCUUGUUUCCAAUACUACUUCUACUAAAUUUGCUUAGCAAUGCUGUGAAUUUUUAGUACAGUUGCCUAUAACCUAUUUAGAAUAGCAAAAAAUUUACCUCGACAUGUUAAUAUUUAGUGCUGUUUCUAUUAGCGAUGUGAUUUUACUGAAAGUGUGGAUGCUUUUUUAAGGAAGUAUGGUACGGAAGCCCAUUAGUGCCAUUGCUCUUGCCUAUUCAUAAUUUUAAAAAAGUGAAUAAGCAAAUAACUAUUUUUUUCUUGGCUAGUCAUAUUUUCAAAAAAGUGAAUAGACGAGAAAAUUUAUUUACAUGGCUAUUCAAAAUUUUAAAAAACUGAAAAGCAAAUUAAAUUUUUUCGUUGGCUAGCCAUAUUUUCAAAAAAGUGAAUAGACGAGAAAAUUUAUUUACAUGGCUAUUCAAAAUUUUAAAAAACUGAAUAAGCAAAUUAUAUUUUUUCGUUGGCUAGCCAUAUUUUCAAAAAAGUGAAUAGACGGGAAUCUUUUUUCGCGUUUUUGGCUAUUCAUAAUUUUGAAAGUGAACUCGUUCGCAGAGGUUUUAUAAAAUAACGGUGGAGGAAUCCAGACAGAACAAGAAAAUAAAUAUGGCCGCCGCAAACACAGUGUCAGGGACAACUGCUACUACUGUGACAAAUGAAGAGAUAGUUUUAUUUGUAAAAGACAGAGGUUAUGAUACAGAUGUUUUGGACAAUAUUAAAAAAAGUCGAGUUUGUGGUGAUAGUAUGCAUUUGCUGAAUUCACAAGACUUCGAAGAAAUGGGUGUUGGACUGGCUGAUUCUCGACUUUUAAUGCAAAAAUUUUUAUAUGAAUUAAAAAAGGAUCAGUUAAAGAGUAUUGUAUCAUCAAUUCGGCAGGGAAGUAGUAAACGUCGUGUUGAAAGUAAAUGUAAAAGUAGUACCAUAUCCAUUGAGUUCAGUUGGCAAAACUUUGAAAAAAAGGGAUACAAAAACAAAUACAGCACAGUAAGAAUUGGUCAGGGAGGUGGACUAAGAAGAAACAAAUUUACUCGUGACACAUUGUUAUCACAGGUAUUAGAGCAUUUAAGGUCAGUCUUCUUUCCUAACGGUGAAAGCAAAGAGCAUGGGAGCAUAUCAUUGAUGAGAGUUACCUUAAUUGGAACCUUGAAUGAAAAUAUUGAGGAUCUUUCCAUAUCGUUACAGACAUAUAUUGACAAAAAUUCAUUGAAAACGAUAAAAUUCUACUUGCAAACUAAAUCACUUUCACUUGCUUUAAUGGAAGGGAUUCACAGUGAUAGCUCUGGAGAUGAUUUUGAGAUAAAUAACAAAGUAAGAAGAAAAGAAUCAACAAGUUUGGUAGGAUAUGAUGUGGAAAAUAUUUCUUCUGAUGAACAGCAAAAGAAUGGAAACAGUGAUGCAAAAGAAAGAAAGCAAAUAAUAAUAGAACAAGACAGAGAAUAUGCUCUCUUGGUGGCUGAAAAUUUUAAAAAAGAAAAUCAAAAAGCCUCAGCUUUGAAAUCUUUAGAAAGAAGACAACUUUUAAUAGACCAAGAUGAAAAAUUUGCUCAAUCUUUGGCUAAAGAUAAGGAAAAAGAAAAGCUAAAGAGUGACAAAGAGAAUGAAGUAACUUUAGGCCAAGGGAAUAAACUGAGGCUAGAAGGUCUGGUAGCAGAGGAGCCAACCUUGCAGGAAGAUUGCAUACUUUUGACUGUUAACCAUAUUGAAAGAGGAAGAGUACAAAGAUUAUUUCUAUCUUGUUCAAAAUUUCAGCAGGUGUACAUAUGGAUUGGCUCAAUAACCGAGAGUAGCAGAAAUUUUGUCUUAUCUUUCAGUCCUACAACAUAUAUUAAACCAGAAGAACUUGUAACUGUUGCUGACAACAAAGUGGUUAGCAUGACAUGGGAAAUUCAUGCAGUUUUUAAAUUAGAUGAUGACACAGUUGCACACAGUAGCAAAAUUUGUUGUCCAGUGUGUGGAAAACAACAAAGCUUAAAGGAAAUUGAGGCACACACAGCUGCCUGUGCGGAAAAUACUUAUAUUGAUCUAAUAGAUGAAAACAUAAUAAAAACCACCAUGGAAGAGGCUGAAAAUGAAGAAAAAGCUUUAUACGAAAAAACAUAUUGUCCUGCAACAUCCAAUGUGUUGAUCGAUCCUUGUGAGAUUGAAAUAAGAUUGAAAGAGGCUUUAGUCAACCUAAAUGUAAACACAAAUGGAAUUUCUUUAAAAGUACGACGUAAUCAUAUGUUUGCUGAUUUUUGUAAAAGAUUUAGCCGUCCAUGGAUUAGAGAACAUUUAGGUUCAAUGAUUGUUGUUACUUUCUAUGGUGAGUCAGGUGUAGAUCAGGGAGGUUUGAGAAGAGAAUUUUUUUCUGAUGCGAUGGAAGAGGGAAGGCAACAACUGUUUGUAGAGAGUGAUGAUGGUUACAUUCCUCGUAUCAACUGUUACGGAGAUAUAGCCAAUGAAACAUUUAAAUUGUAUGGCGAAUUAAUGGCAUCUUCAAUUGCAAUGACUGGUCCUGCUCCAAACUACUUCGCAAAAUGGGUUUACAAAUAUUUCAUACAUGGAACUAAAAGCAUAUUUGAUAGUGGACUUAAAAUGACGAAGGAUAAUAAAAUUGGAGAAGUUUAUUACAAGUUGGAGAAAAUAACUGAUGAAAAGGCUUUACAAGCAAUGCUUUCUUCUGAUGAUGGAAUGGAUGUAUUAUGUGAAAUCGGCUAUAAGGGAAUACCUCAAAGAGCAAAAAUGCAAGAUAGAGAUGCCAUAUUAAGGUCGAUUAUGCUGAAAGAAAAAUUGCAACCCGUGAUGCUUGUUCUUGAUCAGGUUACUGAAGGUUUAAGACUCUAUGGAGUUCUCCACACUGUGCGAUCCCAGCCUGACUUAUUUGAGUAUGUUUUUUGUACUAACAAGAAUCUGGAGUGGACAUACGAAAAAUUCGAAAAAUUUGCAGUACCAGUAUACAGUGAACACGGUUCAUCCAAAAAAGUGUUAGAAAUUGACACGUUUCAAUGCUUCAUGGAAUUUAUGGAAUUGCUAUUCUACGAGGGUGGAAGUGAUGGUUUACAACUGUGCGAUAUUUUAAAGUUUCUUUGUGGCGUGAAGUCCAUUCCUCCCCUCGGGUUGCCUUCUAAGUUGAAUAUCUUAUUCAAGCAUUGGUGCGCAGGGAAGUCGACGCGUUGUAGAUGCAAGCCGUCCGUAUCAACGUGUUCGUUAUCGUUAACACUGCCAGUACAUUACAAUACUGUUGAUUCAAUGAAAGAAGCGUUCAUUGAUGCUGUAAAAAUGACUUACGGAUUUGACUUAUAGAGAUGACAUUCUUGCGAUUUACUGUUCACGAAUUUGUGUAAAGCGUUAUAGUUAUGUUGCUUUAGUUGAAUAUUUUUUACUACAACCAGUAGUUUGUAUUUAUGUUGAUGAGAGAAAGAAGUUAUGUUUCUCUUUAUAUUUCAACGCGUCUAUGGACAAAACCUGUUGAACUAAAAAAGAUAGAAAUUCUAUAGAAAUAUAUUUUUUGUGUGCUA